Sebastes umbrosus (honeycomb rockfish) is the source of this 4817-nucleotide messenger RNA. RefSeq names its product anoctamin-2 (gene ano2a). NCBI's taxonomy places the organism in Eukaryota, Metazoa, Chordata, Actinopteri, Perciformes, Sebastidae. The coding region runs from base 181 to 4188 and encodes 1335 amino acids. The transcript is spliced from 28 exons. Gene Ontology annotation, biological process: chloride transmembrane transport. Gene Ontology annotation, cellular component: plasma membrane. Gene Ontology annotation, molecular function: protein dimerization activity; chloride channel activity. The record is from RefSeq and is a predicted model, not a curated record.
GGUUAGGGAAUUAGCUGCACUGUGCGCGCGCGUGUUAAGCCAGGGGGUUCCGGGAGCGCGCGCGGAUUGUCCACCAUCUCAGCCCCUCAGCAGGCUGUGCGUCUCGCGCGUCUUUAUCAUCCAUCUCCAUAGCGAAGCACUGAUCCUCCACGAGCACUGUGAUGAAACGGAAAAGAAGGUAUGCCUGGAACCAGAGAUAUGAGUGAGUCGUCUUCCUUUCACUCAGCGAAGCUCGUGUCAUUGGCCCGCUCGCUGUCCGGGCUUGGGAUUGAUGCCGCCAAUGGAGGCGUAGUCAACCCCCCUGACAACGAUGAGCCUCCUCCUCCGGAGUCUGGCAUCGAUCUAGGCGCUGGGAUUUUUUUUGCCGAUGGCAAGAGAAAAGUGGACUACAUGCUUUGCUACAAAUACAAAAAAAGGCGGGCGUCCAGGGCACGCCUUUCCAUCACAUCCAAUGGGAGUAUUGGGAGUAUACCAUUCCCGUUAACAGGCCGUUGGGAAACGGAAGGAGAGUCUGGGGACGCAGGUGCACCUGCAGGAGAUGCGGAGGAGUCAAGGCUGUCUGAGGAGGAAAAGGCUAUCAUGAGGGAGGAGUUUGAAGCGGGUCUAAUGGAUGCUGGACUACAGCUAGAGCGUGAUAAAGAGAGGGCAAAUGGCCAAGGGUUUAUUCGGCUGCACAUCCCGUGGCCGAUACUCAGUCGAGAAGCAGAGCUUCAGAAGAUCAAAGUUGCUGUCAGAAAGAAGUGUGAAUUGCGGAAACGGAUGGGCAUCGCUGGUACAUGGGAUUCCUUCAUGCGCAAAGUCAGCACACCGUUUCAACCAGACGUCCCCGACUUUGACGUCCACAGAGACUCACAGACACGCGCCCACUUCAAAACCCUCAAACACCCUUUUAUCAGAGACAAGCUCCACAUGUACGACAUCAAGUCAACAGAAACUGUAUUCGAUAAUGCAACACGCAGCAGAAUAGUGGCUGAGAUUAUUUCACGCACUACCUGCAGACAAACUUGCCAAACCACUGGCAUCAACUCAUUAUUGGCUCGGGGUGUCUACAACUCUGCCUUCCCUCUGCAUGAUGGGUCGUUCACAAGGAGAGGACGGAAAGAUCAGCGAAAUGACAGACAGCUCCUCCAUGAAGAAUGGGCUAACUAUGGAGUCAUGCAUAAAUACCAGCCUGUGGACCUGAUCAGGAAGUACUUUGGAGAGCAGAUUGGGUUGUAUUUUGCUUGGCUGGGUGUUUAUACUCAGCUCCUCAUCCCUCCCUCUGUACUGGGCAUCAUCGUCUUCGUGUAUGGCAUACUCACUGUGGAUACCAAUGUGCCAAGCCAGGAGGCAUGUGAUGACAACCUGAACAUCACCAUGUGUCCACUAUGUGAUGGAGUGUGCGACUACUGGCGUCUGAGUACAGUGUGCUCACUGGCCCAAGCGUCAUACCUGUUCGACAAUGGAGCCACUGUCCUCUUUGCCAUCUUCAUGUCUCUGUGGGCUGCCUGUUUCCUUGAGCACUGGAAAAGGCGACAGAUGUGUCUGAAACAUAUGUGGGACCUGACGAGCUUGGAGGAUGAGAAGGAGCGAGUCCAGGAGGAGCUGAGGCCUGAAUAUGAAGAAGCUCUACAGGAGAAAAAAGCUAAACUGAAAGCAAAGUCUAAGAAGAAGUCGACUAAAACUGGGGAUGGUGUAGAUGGAGAAAAAGACCACAUACUGGCUUCGCAGCCAGAACCAGAGUCCCUGGACAUUGAGGAUCACCUGUCAGGUUAUCUCAUCAAUGUGUCCACCUUACUAUUCCUGAUCUUCGCAACCUUCUCGGCGGUGUUUGGGGUGGCGGUUUAUCGUAUCUGCAUGUUGAGCGUGUGGUCCGUGAACCCUGAUCCUGAAGCCAAGGCCAGCGUGAGGAUGACCGUCACCACCACAGGCAUCAUCCUGAACAUGCUGGUCGUUCUGGUGUUGGAAGAGGUCUAUGGAGCCAUCGCUGUCUGGCUGACUGAACUGGAACUUCCUAAGACAAAGGAAGAGUUUGAAGAGAAGCUGAUCUUUAAGUCUUUCUUCCUCAAGUCCAUGAACGCCUUUGCACCUAUUUUCUAUGUGGCCUUCUUCAAGGGCAGGUUUGUUGGGCGGCCUGGCGAUUAUGUUUACGUCUUUGGAGACUAUCGCAUGGAAGAGUGCGCUCCACCAGGCUGCCUCAUCGAGUUGUGCAUCCAGCUCAGCAUGAUCAUGCUCGGAAAGCAGCUCAUCCAAAACAAUGUGUUCGAGGUUCUCAUACCUAAGCUGAAAAAGAUGUACAGAACAAUGCAGGAAGAAAAAGGGAAGAAAAGAGCAGCAGAAAAUGAGGAGAGUAAAGCAGAAGAGAAGAGACCAAAGCAACAAUUUGACAAAGAUUUUGCCCUUGAACCCUAUGAAGGCGUGACCCCAGAAUACAUGGAAAUGAUAAUCCAGUAUGGGUUCGUGUCUCUGUUCGUGGCCUCCUUCCCGCUGGCGCCAGCGUUCGCUCUGCUCAACAACGUCAUCGAGAUUCGCCUCGACGCUGCAAAAUUUGUCACAGAGAUCCGACGGCCUGAUGCCGUGAGGUGUAAAGACAUAGGGAUUUGGUACAACAUUCUCUGUGGAAUCAGCAAGUUCUCUGUCAUUACCAAUGCGUUUGUCAUCUCCUUCACGUCAGAGUUUGUUCCACGUAUGGUUUUUCAAUACAUGUACAGCGUGGAUGGCACCAUGAAUGGCUACACAGAUCACUCAAUGUCCUACUUUAAUGUCAGCAACUUCCCGCCGGGCAGCGGGCCCACCACCACCCUCUUCACCGGAGUCUCUAUGUGCAGGUAUAAAGACUACAGAGACCCACCGUGGAACCCAGAUGCUUACACUUUCUCUAAACAGUACUGGUCUGUCCUGGCUGCAAAAUUGGCCUUUGUAAUAUUUUUCCAGAACCUCGCCAUGUUCCUCAGCAUGUUGGUGGCCUGGAUGAUCCCAGACGUGCCGCGAUCUCUGCGGGAACAGCUGAAGAAAGAGAACAUGAUGCUGAUGGAUUUUCUGCUGAUGAAAGACCAAGAAGAAUAUGGAAUACCUGCCUCCCAAAGACGCUCCAUCCACUGCAUCCCCACCAACAUAGACAUCGUGGUGGAAGCGCCACGGGACGAUCUGGAGGAGCAUCAGUUGGAGGAGGAGGAGGAGGAAGUAAGGGUUGAGAUCAAUCUGGAUGGACCGAGAAGGAGCAGUGACAGCGAUCCAGAGGUUGGUAAGUCAUUCGAAGAAGUUGAAGAAAAUGGACGGGAAGAGCGAAGAGGGGAUGGAGAAGAUGAGGUUGGAGAGGUAGAAGGGGGAGAAAAGGAAAAAGAUGGAGAAGUACAUGAAGAGGGUGAAGAAGGGGAUAAAGAGCAAGAGGGAGGAGAAGAAAAUGAGGAAGUAGAACAAAGAAAACAAGAAGAAAAGGAGGAAGUAGAACAAAGAAAAGAAGAAGAAAAGGAAGUUGAAGAGAAGGAAGUUGAGAUGGAGGAGUUUACUGUCGAUCUGGACGACUUCAUGAGCAAGCUGGGCCUGUUAGAUGAAGAACCGUCAUCGAGCUCAGCUAGAGAUACAGAGCUUCCCCGCUCAGAGUCCAAACAGGAAUACCAGGAGCCUCCGUCACGUCCGUCAUCUAAAAGAGGCUCAACCCAGAGUCUGAUGGGCUCCAGGACAGAAAUGGCAAAAUCAGAUAUUGACACUAGGCCCUUCUCGCUAAUUGCUCCUCCUCCCAGAGAGCAAAGCUCAAGGGCGAAGGCCCGCUGCUCCACCCUGCCUUCUCGCCACAAAGGGGCUGAGGCUUGUUACAGCCUGCCGCGGCCCAGCCACUCCACCAGCCUCACGAGGUUCCAGCAGGCGGCCACGCUUACUCCCCUGGUUCCCCUGGGCUCUUCAUUAUCAGCCUCGUCCAACCCAUUCAUUCCCCCGCACACUUCUGUGUCAACAUCAUCUUCGCGUCCCACACAGUCCCCAUCAGCCCAGCAGCCUAAAGCCCCCAUUGAACUAUUUGCGCUGAAAGGCCCUCCGCCUCAGCAGCCCCGCUCCAGGGGCAAAGCCCGGUCCCGCACGCUGCCGCCUCGGCAAAGAGCCCCUGGUCCCGAGGAGCACUCCACCAAGCCUAGCCAUUCCACCAGCUUUACGAAGCUGGACGACUGCAUCCCGCCUUCCCCCAGUGAACUGAAGCGCAACACGCCGGUAUGAGGUGAUUUGGAAGGCCAAGGGAAAGGGACAGAGGAUGGCAGAGGGAGGGGGAGGACUAUCCAGAUUAGCCUCUCCCGUCUGUGCCUGGAGCCUCACCCGUCCGUCUGUCCUCCCUAUCUGCAUACAUAAUACCUGGGGUCUGAAGAGAGACCAUCCAGAUCAACGGAACGUCCUUUUUAUCCUCUUAAUCUUCAUGGGGAUGUUUAUACCAAUCCGUGGUUUACGGCUGACCCUGACAAGGGGAGUGCUGGACAAUUCAGAGAAAGAAUGCUCUGAAACUCUCCCCGCCAUGCCAGACAAUAACACCACUGAAACUUUAACUCUUUCUAUUCCUGUUUUUUUGUUGGUUUGUUUUUUGUUGGUUUGUUUUCACAGCUCAUUAGCCGCUGCUCCUCUGUUAUUCUCAGUCCCACACAUGCAGCAGUGCUGCCUUGUAGACCAGAGGAAUAUGGAAAUGUAUACAGCACAGCUAGUAUCAACACAUAUGUUUGUAGAUCUACUGUUUAUUUUUAGAAGGUUUUGAUAUAUAAAAAAAUGUAAAAUGAUAAUAAAAGAAGGACAUAUUUUUGAUAUCUGCUUUUCCUUCUGAAUUCUCAAGGUCAUGGGUAUUUCAUGUUGCAUUUCAGUCU